CCUGAUGAUUAGUUGAUCGAUUGAAUUGUCUAGAAUAUAAAGGUUACGAUAAGGUUGAUUAUUACUAUCAGUAAAUUAACUUUUGAUUAGUGAUUGAAUAUAAUCAUUCGUAUCAAAUAUGCGUUUUUCCCAACUAAUUGUUGUCUACUUUCUCGCAGUUGUCGUUUGUGUCACUUCAGCGGAGAGUCAAAGUUCCGAUGAUAAAAAAGUGGCCUUCGAUUCUGGAGACCUUGGACUAGAACUUUUCCAAAAUGUCGAUUAUUCAAUCCAAAAAAAAGCUAAGAAACACCAUGAAAAGGAUGAACAUCACCACGAGAAACACGAUCACCACGACGAGAAACAUGAUCACCAUCAUGAAAAACAUGAUCACCACCACGAGAAACACGAUCACCCAAAGUCUGAUCAUCAUCAUGAAAAACACCAUCAUCAUGAUAAACAUCACCACUGAUGGAUCCCAUGAAUAAUGGGUACCCAAAUGUUAACGAAUGAAAGGAAAACUAAUUGUUUAAAUGUUAAUUUAUUUCGAUAUUAAAGUUAAAUCAAUAAAAUUUUUCAAUCAUUUCAA
Messenger RNA from Panonychus citri (citrus red mite), 565 nucleotides. RefSeq names its product putative eggshell protein. The record is from RefSeq and is a predicted model, not a curated record. NCBI's taxonomy places the organism in Eukaryota, Metazoa, Arthropoda, Arachnida, Trombidiformes, Tetranychidae. The transcript is spliced from 6 exons. The coding region runs from base 119 to 448 and encodes 109 amino acids.